Patiria miniata (bat star) is the source of this 3863-nucleotide messenger RNA. Its product is annotated as small conductance calcium-activated potassium channel protein 2-like. NCBI's taxonomy places the organism in Eukaryota, Metazoa, Echinodermata, Asteroidea, Valvatida, Asterinidae. The record is from RefSeq and is a predicted model, not a curated record. Gene Ontology annotation, cellular component: plasma membrane; neuron projection; neuronal cell body. Gene Ontology annotation, molecular function: small conductance calcium-activated potassium channel activity; calmodulin binding. Gene Ontology annotation, biological process: potassium ion transmembrane transport. Bases 1031 to 3520 code for a protein of 829 amino acids. The transcript has 9 exons.
CUCUCGCUCUCAUUUUAUGCAGGUAGCAUAGCAGUGUACUCAACGAAGGCAUUCCUUCCUGCGUGAAGACGGAAGACUAUAACCACUUUUAUUUUUUAAUGGAUGUCCUGGGAGGAAAUCGCUGCGAGGAAAGGCCGGGAUUUUAGGUCCGAGUGGCCAUCUCCCAGACUACGUGUCGCUGACGUGAAUGCUAAAUCAGUCGAGAGCAGCGCAGACUGGGCCCAAUCACCGUCAUCCUUAAGAGUGACCCACGCCGGAGCAGAUUGACGUUUGGACGGCAGAGACAGCGAGAGGGGAAAUAUCCUGACUUCCAGAUUUCAGUCAUCCUGGCGAGAAGCGGAGGGGUUUUAUUCUCGGAGAUCUUGGAUCCUUUCACAUCGCCCUGCGUUUCUUCUCGACACCGACUCUGCCAGGUAGACGAGCUUCGGAGAAUUACGGCGCAGAUUUGCAAGUAUUGACCGCUGCCUUGAUUACGUUUUCCCCUUGUGGAUUUGGAUCAGAGGGAGACAGUGUGUAUUUGCGUAUUUUUGUAGCGGUUUUGAGGGAAUUAUUAAUUCAGCGACAUCAGCGACCGCGAGCUAUACGAGAAUCAGCAACGCGGAGAGGGACUUUGAGAGUCCCCAUUGCGAAGAUUACAUUGCUGAGGAUACCACACAGUACAGCGGCAAUUAUAAAUCACCCGAGCCCGGGCCGCGAGCCCUCCUUGGAGUAUUUAUAUUUCCCCGCGAUUCGGCGAGAAAGGGAUAAAAAUCUCGCGAUAUUAAAACAAGGGGAAAAUGUCAACAAAUCGGCGGGAGGUAACAUUUCGCGCAGCGGGGAAGCCAGGUUGCCGAGGCAACGUGGAGCUUUCAGAUAUCGCGUCAUCGUUUCAUUCGGAAUCGAGUUUUUUGUCUUCCAACGCCGGCCAGGUGACCGGACAAUCGACACCGACUGAUUAAGCGGCGACGACCGACUUUGGCUUUCCGGGACGGACACAAUGCGAUGGAGGUUGGACUAAUAUGCAUGGUGUGGACUCACCCAGAUUGUCGGCAUGGCAGUGGUAAUGGUAUCGCCAGCCAAUGAGCAAUCAUGCAUAGAUUCGACGGAGCAGUUGCUCUGUCAGCAGACCGACGAGACGACGGCAGCGUGUGCAGGCGUGCUGGCGCCCUCAUCUGGCAAGCGCACAACGCCUACCACCGACGCCGACAACGACAAGCAACAACAGCUGCAUGAGGCGACCGGUGCGACCAUGGAUUACCAUGGCCGUGGCGGAGGCUGGGAGCCACUCUGCAGUCACCACGCUGGGGAAGAGUACGAACUGCAGGCACGGGAUGGGGCCGGCUCGACACCGGACUCUCCCCAAACAACCGCUCAUACAGGAUUACUGGAGAGGGCAGACAAAGAUGACACACAUGACGGCGCAACCAAAGAAGAGUUGUUCUUUAUCGGUGGGAGUACGAGUGGAAAGCACCCACACAGGGCACAAAGUAGCGCCGGCAGCUCCGGCAGCUCCGGCAGGCGACCUGCACAGAAACGCAAACAUCUCGCUGAGCCGUCCAGUGACAAUCGGUUUGUCAACCUGGCCCACCGGUCGGCUCUCGUGAACGGUACCAUCCCCCGGUUCACGCCGCUUCAGCUGCACCGGUCGGAGCGGUCCUGGGCCCGCUCCUCGGCGGCGGACAUGAAAGGCAACGGGGCCGCCGAGGGAUCUAGCCGUAAAAGCGGUGGCAGCGGCGGCAAAAAGGGUAAAACCCACUACAGUCACGCCAAUACGGGCUACAGACUGGGCUUACGGAGGUCUCUGUUCGAAAGACGGAAACAACUCAGUGAUUAUGCCCUAGUUAUUGCAAUGUUUGGAAUUGUUGUCAUGAUCGUGGAAACGGAGCUGUCGUGGUUCUUUUACAGUAAGGACUCCGCCUACUCGUACAUCCUCAAGGCUCUGAUCAGUACUUCCACAAUGGCUCUGCUCGUCCUGAUUGUAUUAUACCACGCCCGAGAGAUACAGCUUUUCUUGGUGGACAACUGUGCUGACGAAUGGCGGAUAGCGAUGACGUGGUCCCGGAUCUCCCUCAUCACCUGUGAACUCUUUGUGUGUGUCAUCCACCCGGUGCCGGGCAACUACUUUUUCAAAUGGGUGGCCGAGUUUGCUUACACCCACGACCCCAGGACGGCCCGUGCCGACGUGGACAUCCUCUUGUCCAUCCCCAUGUUCCUCAGACUCUACCUGAUUUGCCGGGUCAUGCUGUUGCACAGCAAACUCUUUACGGACGCCUCCUCCCGGAGCAUAGGCGCCCUCAACCGGAUCAACUUCAACACGCGGUUCGUGCUGAAGACUCUCAUGACAAUAUGUCCCGGAACAGUGCUCUUGGUCUUCACUGUCACGUUAUGGAUUAUAGCCAGUUGGAUUCUUCACGUGUGCGAAAGAUAUCACGAUGAAGAUAACGGGGAGAUUCUUAACGCGAUGUGGAUCGUGUCUAUUACAUUCCUUUCUAUUGGCUACGGGGACAUGGUACCAAAUACUUACUGUGGGCGGGGAGUUUCGGUUAUUACAGGUAUAAUGGGUGCUGGUUGCACGGCGCUUGUAGUUGCCGUUCUGGCGACAAAAUUAGAACUCAGCCGAGCUGAGAAGCAUGUACAUAAUUUUAUGAUGGACACACAGUUGACAAAAAGGUUAAAGAACGCCGCUGCAAACGUUCUUCGGGAGACGUGGCUUAUCUACAAAUACACCAAACUGGUGAAAAACGUUAGCUCUAGACGAAUACGAAAACACCAACGGAAAUUCCUCAGCGCCAUCCAUAAGCUAAGGAAAACGAAAUUAGAUCAAAGAAAGUUAGCGGACGAGGCUAGUACCGUCGUCGACAUGGCAAAGCCAUUACUCGUGCGCGCUUCCCGGGCAGAAAUGGCCAUGUACACGUCCAAACCUCCGGUCUUGUACAUACAUACGCAGAACAUCAUGUUCGAGAUGGUUUCUGACAUGCAUGCUACGCGGUCGGGUAUCGACGAGAGGGUUUCGAGUCUGGAACAAAAACUAGAACGCUUACAGACAACCCUGGAGGACCUCCCGCAGGUCCUGAACUCAUUCCUUGAAAACGCUAAACAGCAGAUUCUGCAGUCGCAACAACAGUUCUUGCUUCUGCAACAACAACAGCAGCAACAGCUACAACAGCAACCACAGCCGGUUCAACCGCAACCACAGCCGGUGCAACAGCAGCCACAGCCGGUUCAACAGCAGCCACAGCAAAAAGAAAAGCCGCUGCAGAGAAGGCAAACUUUGCAGCUGCAGAAAAAUGUUGAGGAGAGUCCGCCUCCAUAUCCGCAUAGCUUGGGCAACCCGUUUGUUCUGGAGGUUACUCCAGACUCCGGGUCGUCACCGGCCGAGCCACACAAGUCCUUGCGACUGCGCUCUUUCCCGGCGCAGGGAACCUCGGCGUCCUUCGAAGAGUCCACCUUAAGGCGGGAUCACGAUCGGGAGGUCGAAAGGUCACGGGCAUAUAGUAGCCCUGACGUCAGCAACAGUAGAAUCCCUAAUGCCAACUGCUAGUUGCUUCAGGUGCCCUUCAUCCAUAGGACACAUUGAAGAUAAGAAGUGUCCACAGUAAACUUAGGGAAGAAAAUGCCCAAGUAACGACAGUGAUAACGACAUCUUGUAAAUGAAUAGAAAUCAAACAUUUUUGGUAGGGUUAUGGGUUUUUAACGUGUUUAUUUUCUUUUGGAAAGAAUAAUUGAAUAUUGUGUGGUUAAAAGCGUUCUCCCCGAUUAUAAUGGAAUCCAUGAUGGAUGCUUAUUAAGGUAAGAUUGGCCUCUGGGUGGCAGCACACCGAUCUAUUGUCUUGGACGCAUGCGCAACACUGACAUAAAUAACACAUAGGCUUAAAGCUACAGUC